Molecule: messenger RNA, 2222 nt
Organism: Girardinichthys multiradiatus
Lineage: Eukaryota; Metazoa; Chordata; Actinopteri; Cyprinodontiformes; Goodeidae
Gene: dusp1
Product: dual specificity phosphatase 1
Exons: 4
Coding region: 249-1379 (376 amino acids)
Biological process (GO): negative regulation of p38MAPK cascade; protein dephosphorylation; endoderm formation
Cellular component (GO): nucleus; cytoplasm
Molecular function (GO): MAP kinase tyrosine/serine/threonine phosphatase activity; protein tyrosine/threonine phosphatase activity
Source: RefSeq, a predicted model, not a curated record
CAGGCAGAAGUAAGGCUUUGAGACGUUAAACAUUUUAACUCUUUCAAAAGGAACUAAACUACCUGGAUCUUUAAAAGGAAGAAAGGGAACAUUAAACCCAGUCCUGAAACUUUUGUUUCAGAUUUUUUCUUUGAGCUUUACCGUAUUAUUUUUUCAUAGAAGCUAACCGGAACAAAGGACACACUCCAAAGACCGCAGUAUUAUUUUUCUAUAACUUUGAGCUUGAAUACUCCUGCCGUUGAUCCUAUAUGUACCUGGAUUUGACACUCAUAACCCGCUGUACUACUAUGGUCAUAAUGGAAGUUCCCACCAUCGACUGCGCGUCCCUUCGUGCUCUAAUGGAGGGCGACGUCCCGGGCUGCUUGGUGCUGGACUGCCGCUCCUUCCUUUCAUUCAACGCCUCUCACAUCUCCGGCUCCACAAAUGUGCGUUUUAGCACCAUAGUCCGGCGGAGGGCAAGGGGUGGGCUGGGGUUGGAGCACAUCGUCCCAAACGAGGACACCAGGAACCGGCUCCUGUCCGGGGAGUACCAGUCCGUGGUGCUGCUGGACGACCGGAGCACGGACCUCAGCCAGGCCAAGAAGGACGGGACGCUGAUGCAGGCUGUUACUGCUCUCUGUCGCAGCCCGUGUGGAGUCAGCGUGUUUAUUCUCCAAGGUGGAUUUGACAGUUUUUCCUCAGAGUAUCCAGAGAUGUGCGCCAAAGCCUCCCCUCCUCAAGGGCUCAGUUUAUCACUGAGCGCCAGAAACCCCGAGAGUGCAGACCCCAAGUGCAGUCCAUGCAACACACCUUUAUAUGAUCAGGGAGGCCCUGUGGAGAUCCUGCCAUUCCUGUAUCUUGGCAGUGCUUACCACGCUUCCAGAAAAGACAUGCUGGACAUGCUGGGGAUCACUGCCCUGAUCAACGUCUCUUCCAACUGUCCCAACCACUUUGAGGACUCCUUCCUGUACAAGAGCAUCCCGGUAGAGGACAACCACAAAGCCGACAUCAGCUCCUGGUUCAAUCAGGCAAUAGAGUUCAUCGACUCUGUGAGAAAUAACGGGGGCCGCGUGUUUGUGCAUUGUCAGGCCGGCAUCUCCCGCUCUGCUACCAUCUGCCUCGCGUACCUCAUGCGCACCAACCGUGUGAAACUUGACGAGGCCUUUGAAUUCGUCAAGCAGCGUCGCAGCAUCAUCUCCCCCAACUUCAGCUUCAUGGGUCAGCUCCUCCAGUUCGAGUCUCAGGUCUUGGCGUCCUCCACUUGCUCCUCAGAGGCAGGAAGCCCAGCAAUCAGCAAGAGCAGCACCGUUUUUAACUUCCCCGUCUCCAUCCCUGUGCACACCUCGUCCGGUCAGCUCACCUUUCGCCACAGUCCCAUCACAACCUCUCCCAGCUGCUGACAGAGGUCCCACCAAAUACAAACUUUGUUUGGACUCCAAAAUCCAAGGGACUCUGCUUGGAGCACUACACAUAAAAUGGUUCAGAUCCAUUUGCCUGUUUAUGGUGAUGCUGGUAUCACCAGAUAGAAUAGGUGCUGUAGCUUGGGGCUAGUUCACUUGACUGCUGACCAAUCCUUCAUAACUUGACCUGAGCAUUUCAGAUGGGAGAUUAGACGACUACCAUAAGGCAGUAUUUACGUUUCGCUUAAUGUGAAAGCGAUCCUCAGUAGGGAGACGCUAAGGAAAAAAAUCUUGCGUAUUCUUCCUUUAAAAGAUGGGUUCUUAUUUUGAUGAAGACAAGUGCUUUUGAUAAUCAUAAUCAUUUUAAACAAAAUGAGAGGGCUACUAGUUAUCUCAGGAAUGCUUUUUUUAAACCUAUCAAAUGUCUUCACUUGUUAAGGAAGCAAUGCAAACCUAUUGCCCAAAAAGGCAUAUGAUUAGGAAUGAGUGUAUACCAUUCUAGAAGUAGAUGUGUCAUAAAAUCUUCAUGUUCGGUUGAGUUGAAUAGGUUGACAAUUAGAAUCCAAAACGUUUUCCCUUUUUUUUUGCCUUCCUAGAUAUCACUGACGAUCAUGACGUGUUGGGUUAACCAACUUUGAAAUACCUCAUGUUUUUGUACUGUGUACUGCAGCAAAACCCCAAAAACUACUAAAACUGGGGACGAAUGUGUCUGCUUGACCAUGUUCUGACAUAUUUAUUGACUAAAUUAAUAUAUUUCUUUAUAACAGCUAUUUUUACAAAUGUUUGUUAAAGAGUUUUUAUAUGUGUGAAUAAAUCUUAUUGAGUUUUUGUACUCAGUUAAAA